Molecule: messenger RNA, 2988 nt
Organism: Kwoniella shivajii
Lineage: Eukaryota; Fungi; Basidiomycota; Tremellomycetes; Tremellales; Cryptococcaceae
Exons: 14
Coding region: 1-2988 (995 amino acids)
Biological process (GO): mismatch repair
Cellular component (GO): MutLalpha complex
Molecular function (GO): ATP binding; ATP hydrolysis activity; mismatched DNA binding
Source: RefSeq, a predicted model, not a curated record
AUGAGCGGAUCAAUCAAAGCCAUUGAUACCGACUCAGUUCAUCGUAUUCAUUCCGGUCAAGUAGUCUUGGAUCUUCAGGGAGCUAUCAAAGAGUUGGUAGAAAAUAGCUUGGAUGCAGGAGCUACAGUCAUCGACGUUCGGAUAAAGGAUAAUGGAUUGGAUAGCAUCGAAGUAUCCGACAAUGGCUCUGGUAUAUCAGAAAGUGAUUGGGAAUCUAUAGGUUUAAAGCACCAUACGUCAAAGCUGCCUUCUUUGACCGAUCUAUACAAAGUGACCACAUUUGGAUUUAGAGGUGAAGCUUUAUCGGCUCUAUGCGCUUUAUGUGAGAAUGUCACUGUAAUCACUGCUACCAAGGAAACUACACCUAUGGGAGCAAUCAUCAAGCUCGGGAAAGAUGGAAGAGUUGUCGAUCACUCAGGUAGGAUUGCAAGACCGCGCGGUACCACUGUUACACUCACUGGUCUGUUCACACCUCUUCCGGUACGAAGGAAGGAGUUUGAACGUACCGUCAAAAGAGAACUCACGAAAGCUCUUACUCUGUUAACGGCAUAUGCUCUGGUACCUGCGAGUGUAUCUCUGCCUGACGGGAGAAUUGGAGUUAGAUUGAGAGUUGAGACUAUCGCUCCAGGCAAAACAGGCAAGCGAAAUAUACAACUCUCAACAGACGGCAGGGGAUCACUCAAUGCUUCAGUCGGUGCCGUAUGGGGAUCAAAAUCUUUAGAGGGCGUACAGGAUAUCGACCUUGAACUAGAGGUCGAGAUAGAUAGAGUGAUGGCAAGAAGAGAAGGAAUCUCAGAAGUCACUCAAAAAAUCAAAGUCGCUGGCCUGAUAUCUUCUGCUCAAUGGGGACAAGGUCGUUCAAGUGCAGAUAGGCAAUUCUACUUCAUAAACGGACGACCAUGUAAUCUUACCAGUGUUGCUAGAGCUAUCAAUGAAGUCUAUAAAACGUUCAAUACACAUCAAGUACCGCUUGCUAUACUAGAUUUCCAGAUUCCACCUCAGAGCGUUGAUAUCAAUGUCAGUCCUGAUAAAAGAACGAUAUUCGUACAUAGUGAAGACAGACUUAUCGAGACAUUGAAAAUUGCGCUAGACGAGUUCUAUCAACCUUCUCGAUCCACAUUUGCUGUUGGAGGAGCAACGCAGACUGUCAAAACGAUUCGACAAACUCAGUCGCAACUGACUCAAUUCGGUAAACCUUCCGAUCAGAUAGAACAAGGCGACGAUGAAGAUGAUCUACAGACCGAAGAGGACGGCGAAAGACUGGAUGAAGACACAGAUAAGGAAGUGGACGAACUCGAUAACGAUAUGGAAAUUGACUUUGCUCUGGGGGACCAAGAGGCUAUCCCUCAACCAAUUCGUAGAAGACGUUCUUCGCCCAUAAUACAGAUAGAAACCGAAUCCGAAGGCGAAAUCGAAAUAUCUCAACCCUCUUCCAGACAAUCUCGCUCAUCCCAAGUACCUUCGCAAAUAUCGUCUCAACGUCGUGCAGCCCCUUCUCCUCCGCCGUCCGCUCGAAGGGCCAUUCAACGCACACUCGAUACCACAGCUGCUUCGUGGUCCCCAGAUAAGAAAUCUCGAGCGACUAGACCCACCGCUCGUGCUGGACCCGGGCCAAGCACCAGAGAAGCCAGAUUGGGCUUGAGAAAGAAGCUAGAGGGAUAUGCCAGUCAGUCUACAAAAGUAGUGGCAGAAGUAGAGAGUGAAGAAGACCCUGAGGACGAAGAGGUGGUGAUUAUUGGCGAAGAUGAGGAAUUAGCAGAAGCCCUCGAGCUAGAUGAGAUGGAAAUUGAGGAUGAUAGAGAUGAGGAUGAGGAUGGAACGCAACGUACCGAUGGCACAGGGAAUGAGCCUACCAAAGAUGAUCAACCGGGGAUCGACGAUGUGGAAGAGCCAUCUUUCGAAGCUGAAUCAGCGGUCGAGAUCGCAGCUAAAAGAGGCAGACCACCAGAAGAGCCUUUGUUUGCGGAUGAGGGUGAUACUACGCCCAUGGAAGGAGAGAUCCUGACUGAUACUGAGGAUAUUCCGAUACUCGCAGGACCAUCUGCUUCAAGGCGUAAAUCCAGUAAUUAUCGAGAUGAGAUAAUCGCUACACUCCCUCAAGGUGAAAUGACCCUUUUAUUCAACAUCAAUCGAUUGAAAUUACGUUACUCGGCAAAACUUCUAUGCCAUCGUUCGGAAAUCGAAAGGCCUAAAGAUGCAUUUACAGCUGUUAAACAAGCUGGAUUGUCUGAUGCUGCUGGGAUCUCGAACAAAGACUCUGUCUUAGCUGAAGAAGCUUUAUCAAGAGUUAUAUCCAAGAAAGACUUUGAGAAGAUGAAAGUUCUAGGUCAAUUCAAUAAAGGUUUCAUCAUUGCUAGAUUGACAAAUCAUCAAUCAAAACACAAUAAGAAUUCGGCAACGGACGAUUUGUUCAUAAUCGAUCAACAUGCCUCGGACGAGAAAUACAAUUUUGAAACUCUUCAACGGACAACGAUCAUAAAAGGUCAAGCAUUGAUAAAACCUAGAGCAUUACAAUUGACCGCGGGAGAUGAGAUUGUAGCGAUUGAGAAUUUGGAUAUAUUAUCCAAGAAUGGAUUCGACGUCAAAGUAGAUGAAGAUAAACCGCCUGGAAGAGGUGAGAAGAUAAGUUUGAUUUCUAUGCCCGUUAGUAAAGAGACUACAUUUGAUUUCAAAGACCUAGAACAACUGCUGCAUAUGCUGAGUGAAGGUUCAUCAUCAAGAAACCAAGGCCAGAUGGUCAGGUGUACCAAAGCAAGGUCAAUGUUCGCAAUGAGAGCUUGUAGGAAAAGCGUUAUGAUAGGCAAAAGUCUCACUAAAAAUCAGAUGAUAAACUUAUUGCGGAACAUGGGUACUAUCGAUCAGCCUUGGAAUUGCCCACAUGGUAGACCUACUAUGAGACACCUUACUAAGAUCGAACAACCAUCUAAAGCAAGAAGUGGCCACGAUAGAAUAGAUUGGAAAAGGUGGAAGGAAAGGCAGGGUAUAUGA